CAAGAAGAGCAUCAUUACAGCAAUAACCAAUAUCAAUGAAGCAGUGAGAAGACCAAACCACAGGAGGCAGAAUCCAUUUGCCUUUGGUUAGAAGAAAAAUGUCUCCGGAAAUAAAUAGCAGCACAGAGGACCCAUGUAAUGUGGAUUCUGAAUUCAGAUACAAAUUCUUUACAGUGACUUACAGUAUUAUUUUUAUCAUUGGAUUCGUUGCCAACAGCUAUGUAUUGUGGGUUUUUGCAAAGCUUUAUCCUGCUAAGAGGCUGAGUGAUAUCAAAAUUUUUAUGAUUAAUCUCACGGUGGCCGACCUCCUAUUCUUAGUGACUUUGCCUCUCUGGAUUGUUUACUAUAAUUAUAGAGGCGACUGGGUAAUGCCAGCAUUUCUCUGCAAUGUGGCAGGCUGUUUCUUUUUCAUUAACACAUAUUGCUCAGUAGCCUUUCUAGGAGUCAUCAGCUACAACAGAUUUCAGGCUGUAACAAAGCCUGUGGAAAUAGCCCAAUCAACAGCAAGGAUAAAAGGGAUCUGCAUUUCCACUGCUGUGUGGAUAGUCGUAUUCGGAAGCUCUUUGUACUUUCUUGUUACACCCGGCACCAAUCUGGUACAAACUAAUGAUGGACUUAACUACACCCGCUGCUUUGAAGGAUACAACCUAGAUAAUAGGGACCCUGUGGCUGUCAUCCACUUCAUUCUAAUUGCUGCUUUCUUUGUUGUGUUCCUCAUCAUAUUAAUUUGUAAUGUGGUGAUUUUUAGAACUUUAACCACCCAGUCAGUGGCAGCCAAGCAGAGUGUAGAGAUGAAACGUCGUGCUCUGUACAUGGUAGUCACAGUACUUGGAGUUUUUGUGCUAUGUUUUGUCCCGCACCACAUUGUGCAUGGACCCUGGACUCUCACAGUGCUGAGGCUGUGGCAUGAGAAUGACUGUGGCUUUCGACAGACAUUGAAUGAUGCACAUCAAAUCACAUUGUGCAUUAUGAGCACCAACUGCAUGCUGGAUCCUAUUAUCUACUGCUUUCUCACCAAGAAGUUCCGGAAACACCUUUCUGAACGCAUCCAGACUAUGAAAAGAAGUCGUAAGUUAUCCAGAAAUACUACUGACACUAACUUAGAAGGCACGUUACCGCUCAGAGAGAAGCAAGCUAGCACUUGUGACCCCUAGUAUGAGGAAGCAUUUUAAUGAUUGUUUGAUAAUUGAACUAAAACACAAUAUGUCUGGCUUAACAUUUGCCCACGGACAUAAGGAAUAUGUGGGUUGGCUG
Messenger RNA from Nanorana parkeri, 1254 nucleotides. RefSeq names its product platelet activating factor receptor (gene PTAFR). Gene Ontology annotation, molecular function: platelet activating factor receptor activity; G protein-coupled purinergic nucleotide receptor activity. Gene Ontology annotation, biological process: chemotaxis; G protein-coupled receptor signaling pathway. The transcript has 2 exons. The coding region runs from base 99 to 1154 and encodes 351 amino acids. Gene Ontology annotation, cellular component: membrane. NCBI's taxonomy places the organism in Eukaryota, Metazoa, Chordata, Amphibia, Anura, Dicroglossidae. The record is from RefSeq and is a predicted model, not a curated record.